CUCUCCGGUUCUUCAAGGACUAGAAGUGACAGGAGGGAGUCGGAUAUAAGUUUUCGGGAUCAUGUUCGGAGCACCUUUUCUAGCUAAACCUAAAGCACGCCCCACACUUUUGCUGUGGUUUUUACUCAUCGUCAUUUGUGGGCAUUUAUAAAGGAAAGCUUAAAAUCAAGACAGUCUCAUCUCUUUCUCCAAACAAUGAGUUACAAGGCACUAAUAGUUCUGGAUCGUUGGGUGGUCUCGAUGUUCGCAGACGAAUUCCCAUAAAGCUUAUCUCCAAACAAGCCAACAAAGCCAAACCUGCACCUCGGACUCAGAGGACUAUCAACAGGAUGCCUGCAAAGGCUCCCCCUGGUGACGAAGAAGGAUUUGAUUAUAAUGAAGAAGAACGGUAUGACUGUAAAGGGGGCGAAUUAUUUGGAAAUCAGCGAAGAUUUCCUGGACACCUUUUUUGGGACUUUCAGAUAAACAUCUUAGGUGAAAAGGAUGAUACACCAGUUCAUUUCUGUGACAAAUGUGGAUUACCAAUUAAAAUCUAUGGACGAAUGAUUCCAUGCAAGCAUGUUUUUUGCUAUGACUGUGCUAUUUUACAUGAAAAAAAGGGAGAUAAGAUGUGUCCAGGCUGUAGCGAUCCUGUGCAGCGAAUUGAGCAGUGUACACGAGGUUCCCUCUUCAUGUGUAGCAUUGUUCAAGGGUGCAAGAGAACGUAUUUAUCUCAGAGAGACUUACAGGCGCAUAUCAACCAUCGCCAUAUGAGAGCUGGAAAACCUGUUACCCGUGCUUCACUUGAAAAUGUUCAUCCUCCUAUUGCCCCACCACCAGCUGAAAUCCCUGAUCGUUUUAUAAUGCCACCAGACAAGCAUCAUAUGAGCCAUAUUCCGCCAAAGCAGCACAUCAUGAUGCCACCUCCUCCUUUGCAACAUGUGCCACAUGAGCACUAUAAUCAGCCACAUGAGGAUAUUCGUGCUCCCCCGGCAGAAUUGUCCAUGGCUCCGCCUCCACCUCGUUCGGUCAGUCAGGAAACCUUUCGUAUUUCAACAAGGAAACACAGCAAUUUAAUAACCGUCCCUAUUCAGGAUGACUCAAAUUCAGGUGCUAGAGAACCACCACCUCCUGCCCCAGCACCUGCUCACCAUCAUCCUGAAUAUCAGGGUCAACCAGUGGUAUCGCACCCGCAUCAUAUUAUGCCUCCACAGCAACAUUAUGCACCACCCCCACCUCCUCCACCACCAAUAAGCCAUCCAAUGCCACAUCCUCCCCAGGCCGCAGGUACUCCUCACUUGGUAUAUAGCCAAGCUCCACCUCCACCAAUGACCUCUGCUCCACCACCAAUAACCCCUCCCCCUGGACAUAUCAUUGCCCAGAUGCCACCUUAUAUGAAUCAUCCUCCUCCAGGACCUCCCCCACCUCAACAUGGUGGUCCACCUGUAACUGCACCCCCCCCUCACCAUUAUAAUCCUAACUCUUUACCCCAGUUCACUGAAGAUCAAGGAACUCUGAGCCCUCCAUUUACACAGCCAGGGGGAAUGAGUCCUGGUAUAUGGCCUGCACCAAGAGGGCCACCACCACCUCCACGAAUGCAGGGUCCGCCUUCUCAAACCCCACUUCCUGGACCACAUCAUCCAGAUCAGACAAGAUAUAGACCGUAUUACCAAUGAUAAUAGUAUUUUGAACUGAACAUAUGAUAAGGAAAAAAACUUAUGUAUAGUCAAUCUUUUAAUUAAGCUUUGACUGUCUGGGGAAGGAAAAGUACCUCUUACUGAGGAGGCUAUAAAACAAACACAUAGGGUUUUGUCUCUGAAAAUGGUUUGAAAUCUCAACCUUAGGAUUGAUUUCAAGUACUACACUGUAGUGCAGAUAAGUGGCUCAGCCGAGCACAGUUAUAUUUUAACAACUUUGUUCCCCUAGUGUGAUAAAUUGAUGCAGAGAUGACCAUUUGUAAAAAAAAAAAAAAUUGAAAAAAAAAACCCUUCAUUGUUUCACUUUCAAAAAUACUGCUUUUGUUAAACCCAAUGUUUAGUUUUUCUUGUGAUACUUUUUGUUAACCUGUGUAAAAGGAUUAAAUUUCAAUAUGGUUGUAAAAAUGCUAUUUUUAUGUGAAAUUAAGUGCAGCCACAUACUGUUUUUUAAAAACCAUAUGUUUUACCACUAAUUCCCAAAAUUACAAUAAAAUUCUAAAAGUACAAAUCUACUAGAAUUUGCUGUAAGGAAGACUGUUAAAUGGUAGAGAAUUAUUUGACAUUUUAGGCACUGAAGUGGUGAGGUAUAGUAAGUAUAUAAUGCACUUCACUUGGAUGCCAUUUCAUUUUUAGGCAACCUCAGGAGCACCAAAAGACAUUGGAAUUCCAGUGCUACGAUUCAUUUAUGUUCGUAGUAUUAAAGAAAGCAUUACUGAUUAUUUGGAAAGAUAUGGCCAAAGUAAUCCACUCUGUACGCUCCAAGCUGGUGGUGGGAUACUGUUACUCAUUACUAAUGCUUUUUUACUGAAUGGUUAGAAUCAUGUGAUACACCACAUUUACUAAUCUUAAGUGAUAUUAUCUUAUAGAACUGUUUAAAUGGUGUUAUUUUGGUGAGGUGUUUUUUUGUUUUUUGUUUUUCUUCUUUGUCUUAAACUCAGUAUUUAGGGCUGAAUAGGCUUUAUAUAAUUCCUCAUUUCAUGGUAGAAUUUCAUCCUGUGCUUAGGUGGGUUCUUGUUUUUGGAUUUUAAACUACAAUUUGAAUGCCAUGGAAGAAUCCAAAUAAUGUAUUAAUGAAGGACAUUUUCUUAUAAUCACAAACUUGCAUUUGCUCAGGUUUCAUUGCUGCGUGAUAAAGUUUCUUCCUCCAACUUAAAUUUUUAAAACUAUUUCCUGUUACUUUUGUUGGUAAAUCAGUCUCAACUUGGAAUAUUUUAGCAUGAAGUCAACAGUGAAGAGGUAAUUUGCUAUUGGAGAAGAUAAGAUAAUGACUAAAUUGUGAAUUUCAGUGCUUUACAAGGUGCCUUUAGAGUCAGCUUUUGCAUUAUAAGGACUUGUUACAGCCCAGCUAAUGACCACUUACAGUUUAUAUAGAACUCGUACGUAUAAAUCACCAUUCUUAGGAUAUUAUUAUAUAUCCUUUGAAUAAACCCCUGUGAAGUUUUUCCUUCCCUCUAAAAUGGUGCAUAACAAAAACAUGAAAUGUGUAGUAUGCAGAUAUAGCUUUUAUUAGUUUGUAGUAUAUAAAUUUAGAACAUUUUUUGACAAUGGGUGAACUGAUUGCUAAUUUACCAUUUUCUGUCGGGUACAGGUAAAACAAAUUUUCAUCUUAGAUGAUCUGAAGCAAAAUCAUUUCUGAAUUUAGAGCAAAAGAUAGAAAUAGUAUAAAUGGCCAUUUCAACCUUGACCACCUGAAAAUAACCAAUCUAUUUUAAGUUAAACAAGUGUUUUGUCACUCUUAGCAGUUUGAGAGUCAGUGUUAACACAAUAUUUCUAGUGAGAAAUGCCUGUGAUUAGAAGCAUGGGAGUGAAAUAGUGUGAAAUGUUGAUUGGUGAGUGCUUCUAUCAUGUUACUGUAGGUACUUGGACUGGUGCAAACUUGAUUCCUUUUCAUGCCCCUAUUUAGAAACUGUUAAAUAUUCUGUUAAAUACCCAGACCAUUCUUUGAUUCACAUAAGAAAGCCAAAUUCACUGUAGAGCAUCUCAAUUUAGGAAGAGCUCUCCUGCUUUUAUUGAAAUUCCCUAGGGUUUGAAUAUUGCAAAAAAUAACUUAGCCUGUGCAUUGGACCAAAAAAAAAAAAAAUCAUAGUAGAAUGCCACACUUAAGAGGAUUCUUGUAGGCUUUUUGAAAAUGAUUUAUUUUCAGUUGGGUUUAAGAAAUACAUGUUCGCAGGAAGGCAGUUGAUGUCUUGUAGCAGGCAAAAUUCUUAAAUGGUGUUUAGACUUGAAUUUAUCAGGAAUUGUUUGAAUGAGGGUGGGUGGGUAGAAGGAUAACAAAAUACUGUUAGUAUUUCUUUUUUUAAGGAAAAAGAUGUGAAUGCCAGCCUUAUUUCAGGGAAGCCUUUGACACUAUGAUGGACAUAAGUCUAAAUUAAAUGUAUGUAUGUUUCAUUAUAUUGCUCUUAAGACUACUGAGGUGGCAGUUUAAUUCUUAAAAACAAUAAAAUGGAAGCAUAAAUACUA
Messenger RNA from Tupaia belangeri chinensis (Chinese tree shrew), 4136 nucleotides. RefSeq names its product Cbl proto-oncogene like 1 (gene CBLL1). Bases 330 to 1655 code for a protein of 441 amino acids. NCBI's taxonomy places the organism in Eukaryota, Metazoa, Chordata, Mammalia, Scandentia, Tupaiidae. Gene Ontology annotation, molecular function: ubiquitin protein ligase activity. The transcript is spliced from 6 exons. The record is from RefSeq and is a predicted model, not a curated record. Gene Ontology annotation, biological process: protein ubiquitination; regulation of cell adhesion.